Messenger RNA from Cyclocybe aegerita, 615 nucleotides. The record is from the annotation of a GenBank genome assembly. Lineage: Eukaryota; Fungi; Basidiomycota; Agaricomycetes; Agaricales; Hemipholiotaceae.
AUGGUCUUUACUGACUCUAUGGGCUCAGCCCAUAGAGCGGUUGACCCUUCCGUGCAUUCUGGUCGGGCUUUUAGCUUGUCAGUCUGUUGCGCUCUCCAAGAGUGGUUCGAAGCGGAUGACCUCCGCCACAUCACCUUCGUCUAUGUUCCGUCCGCGCUGCGAUGGGAUAUCCAUGGUGAGGCACACAAGUACGUCACCAAGCUUAAAGUCAGGGUUGGACGUCGCAAGACGGACAACUCUAUAGACGUGCUACGCUCCCGAGCCGCGCACUCAGUCCUGGAUUCGUGGAGUUCCACUUUCCAGGAUCCAACCUACCGAGGCUCUGAAUUCUUAGAGCUUCAACAGCCUGACGGGCAGCCGAUCCAGCCAUCCUACCUCAAUGGGGGACCUUCGCUUUCAACUUUCGGACACAGUAUCAUUGAGUUCGCUCACGUUUGCCGGUGUAUAACUGGCCACGUGCCCAUUGGAGCGUACUACUGUCGCUUCAAGAUCAAUGAGCCUCACAGCUGCACUUGCGGGGCUGCUUUGCAGUCCCGUCAGCACGUCCUCUUUCGCUGCCGUGAUAGAUAUUCUGUACACUAUCCCGUUUUCUCGGGGAUAUUGCAUCGUUUAUGA